CAAAUCUAAAAUAAUAUAAAAAUGACGAGCUAAGUGAUUCCGUUAUAGACUUAAGAAGAUGAGAAUUUAAACUCAGAUAAUAGUUAAUCAAUAAUAUCUAAAAAUUCAAGUGUAAGAUAAUAACCCUCUGUACCUGUACCAUUACCUCCAAUAAAAUUAAGGAAGAGAGGAACAGUAUAAUUGGAAAAUGAAGUUGAGGAAGAAGUCAAUUCCUUGCUUCACAUAAGUAUUAUACUAGUAGCCAUUUAAAGUGGAAACUUUUCUUUGGGAUAUUCGUUAUCUUAUUUAUCAAUGUCAUUCACUACUUUAUUUUCUUAAAUGUAUAUAUACUAACAUUUAUAUAAGUACAUUAUAAGGUUCAGUGAUAGAAGAACAAGGUCUAUUUAGUGCUGUCUUAUCAAUAGGUUAAGUAGUCGGAGCUAUAAUGACAUAGCCAUUAUUAAAAUACACUACAAGAAAUUAAUCACUUUUAAUUGCUGAUAUAUGUGGAGUAUUAAGCAUUUUACAAGUUAUACCAAAUAGAGAGGUCAUUUUAGCAUUUAGAUUCUUUUAUGGAGUAUGUUUAGGUAUUUCAACCAUUAUUAUGCCUCUCUAUGUCAAAGAACUCAGUCCUUAAAAAUAUUAUGAAGCCUUUUCAGUUAUGGCAGGUUUCUUAGUUGGAGGAGGUUUGUUAUUUGCUAAUUUUAUGGGUUUAGGAUAUUUAAAUGAUGAAUUAAGAGGAUAAAACUCAUAUUAUUGGUAAAUUGUUUUUGCUAUUCCAGCAUUAUUACACUUUCUUAGAUCAUUUAUUGUUACAGUUAUCUAUAAAAUGGAUAGUCCAGUUGGUUUAGUAUAAAUUAAAAUGCCAUUAUCAGCUAAAUAAAUUAUAGAAAAAAUAUAUUAACCUUAAUUUGUAGAAUAAGUUCUAUUGAAAUGUUAAUUAAGAGUUUAAUAUAAUGAAGAACAUUAAGAAGGACUUCUUAGUCUCUUUACGAAAAAACAUCUUAAAACAUUAGCAAUUGGAUGCACUUUAGUCUUUAUUUAUACUUGGUGUGGAAUAUAAGCAUUAUUUUCAUAUAGUUCUUAAGUAUUUGAUAUCAUGUCAGAGGGUGAUGUGGUACUAAAUACUAUAUUUACACUUAUUAUUGGAAUUGUUGUUUUCACUCCUGCAUUCAUCUCUAAAUAUGUUUAUGGAAAAUGGGGUAAAAGACCACUAUUACUUUAUGGACUUGUUCUACUUAUUAUUUGCUAAAUACUCAUACUUGGUUUAAGUUAUUCUGAUGCUUUAGCUGCCACUAUUAUUAAAUUCAUAAUUAUUUGUCUCUUUUCAUUUAUUUAUUCCCUAACUUUAGGACCUAUUACAUGGGUAAUUAUUUUUAUUUUAUAUCAUUUUAGUCUAUGACUCCUGAAAUUAACUCUAGUGAAGGAACUUACUUUUGUUUUGCUACUUUAUAUGCUUGGCAACUACUUCUUUUAUAUAUAUUCCCAUCUAUGUUAGAUGGACUUAAAAUGAGUGGAUCAUUCAUUCUUUUUGGAAUUUUAACUAUUCUAUCUACUAUAUUCUUUUAUUUUUUUGUUAAAGAAACUAAAGGAUUAAAUCAUAAAGAAAUAGAUAGAUUAUAUGGCAAGGAAUGA
This is a messenger RNA of Paramecium sonneborni, 1614 nucleotides long. Lineage: Eukaryota; Ciliophora; Oligohymenophorea; Peniculida; Parameciidae. The record is from the annotation of a GenBank genome assembly.